UGGACGGGCAACAUAGCAGACAAGACAGUCUUAUAACUCUCUCAAAGCAGUAAAAUUGUAACGUGUGAAAUAUGUUCGAUUUUGGAGAAUCACCCAUCAUGGAUUGGCAAUCGAUGCGUUCGUUUACGCCGAUGGUAGGCUCAGUGCUCGUCUAUUUAUUCACUAUUUUUGUCAUCAUCCCGCUAUUUAUGAGGAACAGAAAAGCGUAUUCGUUGAAGGGAUUCAUGCAGUGCUACAAUAUCUUUCAAGUGAUGGCCAACUUUUGGUUCUCGUACAAAAUAGUGUCGAUCGGUGGGUCUUGGUCCGUCAUAUCACGAUACUGCGAGCCUAUGGAGAAAAUUUGCGGUGAUAAUACUAUAAAGCAACUUGAAGUUGUGUGGUUGGCUAUGUGGCUCAGGGUGAUCGACUUCAUUGAGACAGUAGUGUUCUUGUUGAGGAAAAAGAAGACUCAAGUUUCAUUUUUACACGUUUAUCACCAUACAACCACGCCAUUAUUUCUUUGGGCUGUAAUGAAGUAUUUAUUUCAUGGUCACAUUCUGUUUAUGGUUAUGCUCAAUUGCUGCAUGCACACGAUAAUGUACAUAUAUUACUUUUUGAGCACUUACGAAUCGAAUAGACAGAAGUUUUAUCCGUUCAAGAAGUGGAUCACUAUUUUGCAAAUGGCACAAAUCUUGUUGAUAACGUUGUCCGCCACACAAGGAGUUCUUUCGGAUUGUAACAUGAAGAUCAAAUGCUACAGUAUAAUAGUAUUUGUCAAUGGUAUGUACAAUUUGGUACUCUUUUAUAAUUUCUACAAGAAUGCUUACAAGAGAUCGAAGAAAGAGUGAGCGUUACGAGCAAACCAGUGUCGGAAAUAAUAUUCGUCGGACGACUGGAAUAUUGCGACCUGUGUGCAUAUCGGCGAAGAACAAAACGAUGUUGUAUGACAGAUUUUCACAACAUUGAUGAAUAAAAUAUUUUUUGUUAUCACA
Messenger RNA from Dinoponera quadriceps, 971 nucleotides. RefSeq names its product elongation of very long chain fatty acids protein AAEL008004-like. Gene Ontology annotation, molecular function: fatty acid elongase activity. Gene Ontology annotation, cellular component: endoplasmic reticulum membrane. The transcript is spliced from 4 exons. Gene Ontology annotation, biological process: sphingolipid biosynthetic process; fatty acid elongation, polyunsaturated fatty acid; fatty acid elongation, monounsaturated fatty acid. The record is from RefSeq and is a predicted model, not a curated record. NCBI's taxonomy places the organism in Eukaryota, Metazoa, Arthropoda, Insecta, Hymenoptera, Formicidae. The coding region runs from base 72 to 827 and encodes 251 amino acids.